Molecule: messenger RNA, 1475 nt
Organism: Talaromyces stipitatus ATCC 10500
Lineage: Eukaryota; Fungi; Ascomycota; Eurotiomycetes; Eurotiales; Trichocomaceae
Exons: 3
Coding region: 1-1362 (453 amino acids)
Biological process (GO): lipid metabolic process
Molecular function (GO): phosphoric diester hydrolase activity
Source: RefSeq, a predicted model, not a curated record
AUGCGCUCGCUAUGGAUAGUAGCGACCUUGCUUACAGGGGCACUAGCCUCAACUACAACGACCGCUUCAACGACAACGAGUUCCGCUACGGAUACGGCUGCUAUUGUAACUCUAUCCGGCACCGUUGACCCCCUCAGCCUCGAGGGAGCCACUGGAUCAGUCACAUAUCCCUCAGUUACAACGACAAUUACCUUGUCUACGCCCAAGGAUUCAAAAACGAGUACUGGAACAGGCACGCGAUCUGGGAAUGUGACUGAUGCAUACACCACGACCUCGGGGACGGUCACCAUGCUGGUGGGCAGUCAAGGGACAUCCACUCUGGCUCCGAAUGCUACGGCCCUGAGGAAUAGUACGGCAACGACUUCGACGACUCCAUUGCCAACGAACACACAGCCGUGCAAUGGUUAUGUCGAGUUUUGUGCGCGCAAUUACUCCAACAUCACAUAUGUCGCGGCGCAUAAUAGUCCUUUUGAUAGAAAGGGCAAUAUUGCUUCGAAUCAGCAAUACUCGGUUACUACCCAAUUAAACGAUGGCAUCCGCAUGUUACAAUUCCAAGCGCACCUCCAAAACGGAACAAUACGCCUGUGUCAUACCUCCUGCGACUUGCUAAAUGUCGGCCCCCUAGAAGAGUACUUGACAACAGUCACUCGAUGGCUAAACAAUAACCCCUACGAAGUCAUUACCAUCUUGAUGGGAAACUACGACCUGGUAGGCGUGGGCAAUUUUACAGCUCCAAUCAUCAAUUCCGGCCUGUCGAGAUAUGUAUAUACACCACCAAAGAUUCCCAUGAGUCUAAAUGAUUGGCCGGUACUGUCAGAAUUGAUUCUCACGCAGAAGCGAGUUAUCAUCUUCAUGGACUAUAAUGCGAACCAGACCGAGGUUCCAUACAUCUUGGAUGAAUUCACGCAAAUGUGGGAGACGCCGUUCUCCCCUACUGAUCCGGCCUUUCCGUGUACGGUACAGAGGCCGCCGAAUCUGUCUCCAGAGAGUGCCAAGCAGAUCCUGUAUAUGGCUAACCACAACUUGAACGUGGAAAUCUCCUUUUCUGGAUUGGAUCUGUUAAUUCCGAAUACGGCGGUGUUGAAUGAGACGAACGGGGUGUCUGGAUAUCGCAGUUUAGGGUUGAUGGCAAAUAGUUGCACGACAACCUGGGGCAGACCUCCAAAUUUCCUUCUGGUUGACUACUACAAUGAGGGUAGUUCUCCAGGAUCAGUGUUUGAGGUGGCUGCUAAUAUGAACAAUGUGACUUAUAAUGGUCAUUGCUGUGGAUCAAAUACGUCUGGAGCCUUGAGACUACAAACUCCAGAUGCAGUCUGGAUGUUUGUCGUGGCUGCUCUCAGUGUCUUACUUUGCAUGAACUAAGUACCUUCGUGUGACUUUCUGAGCGGGUUAUUCUUUUCUAAUAAUGAUGGAGUUUCGGUUAGUGGAUAGAGGUUAAGGCGUGUUGCACUAAUAAUAAGAUAGGCAUUAAUCUA